CCCUGAUACGGCCACGACCGACGGGGCGCCCCGAUCGUUCGACCUGGGCCAUGCGGCGAGACGCGGCCGCCGCCUCGCCGCCGGUAGCAGCCGAGGCGCGGGGGAAGGUCGAGGCGGUGGUCAUUGACGUCGAGGGCCGGGAGCCCCAGGCACCACCGGCGGCCCCGGCCGGUGUUGCAUGCCGGAUCUGCCACCUCGUCCCGGAGAGGGACGACGGGCCGGGGUCGGAGGUGAUCCGGCUCGGCUGCGGCUGCAAGGACGAGCUCGGCGCCGCGCACCACCACUGCGCCGAGGCCUGGUUCAGGAUCAAAGGCGACAGGCGCUGUGAGAUUUGUGGUUCAGAUGCCCAAAAUAUUAUUGGGCUGGAAGUGAAAAAAUUCAUGGAAGAAUGGCAUGGCCGAAGAGUGGCAAACACACGAACUACAACGGAGAGGGAACAUACUUGUUGGAGAACGCAACCUUUUUGUUGCAUCGAGAAAUAUAUGUAUGAGUUUGGAGAAAUUUGCAGGUAGCUGCACAAGUAGUCAAGGGCUCAAGGCAUCAGGAAUGGCCUAUACUUCCGUAAUACUACAUCAUCGCAAGCAGUAUUCAAUGCUUGUCCCCGAAGAAACAGCUUUUUGUUCUUCGUAUUGAUAUUAUUAUUAACAAGAUAUCAUCGUUGAAGGUGACAUGUUCUUGAUUUAUGCUUUGCUUUGCUUCAGUAGUUCAGUGGAUUGGUCUGGUCUCUUUGUUCUAGAACCAUUGCUGAGAUGAGCAAAGAAGAUUAUCCGUGUUGUGAAGGUGAGAUGCGAUGUUACUGAUGGCAGGAGCACUCACUUGCCAAAAAAUUGGUACUCUGGUAAUUAAAUAUUUUGUGAGA
Oryza brachyantha (malo sina) is the source of this 859-nucleotide messenger RNA. RefSeq lists its product as uncharacterized. The transcript has 3 exons. The coding region runs from base 51 to 512 and encodes 153 amino acids. NCBI's taxonomy places the organism in Eukaryota, Viridiplantae, Streptophyta, Magnoliopsida, Poales, Poaceae. Gene Ontology annotation, molecular function: zinc ion binding. The record is from RefSeq and is a predicted model, not a curated record.